Girardinichthys multiradiatus is the source of this 2863-nucleotide messenger RNA. RefSeq names its product LIM domain and actin-binding protein 1-like. The transcript has 10 exons. Gene Ontology annotation, biological process: actin filament bundle assembly. The coding region runs from base 144 to 2045 and encodes 633 amino acids. The record is from RefSeq and is a predicted model, not a curated record. NCBI's taxonomy places the organism in Eukaryota, Metazoa, Chordata, Actinopteri, Cyprinodontiformes, Goodeidae. Gene Ontology annotation, cellular component: plasma membrane; actin cytoskeleton. Gene Ontology annotation, molecular function: actin filament binding.
GUCAGUGUCAGGUGUCUGGCAGGUUUCUGAGAAGCUCAGACUGAACGGAAAUUCCCACAGGUAGGAACAGUUUCACGUCAGGGGGGGAUACAUACACUAAAAAACCAUCGCGACUGACAUUCAAAGUUGAGAGGUUGACAGACAUGGAGAACGGCCCAUUUAAUCGGCGGUCCUGGAUGGCGCAGUCAUUGCGUAUCACAGCCAAGGAGCUGUCGCUGGUCAGUGGGCGAGGGAAAAGCACUGCCAUUGCAGAACGAUUCUCCAAGUACCAGAAAGCUGCUGAGGAGUCCACUGCAGAGAAGAAAAAAGGAAACAUCGAGAGUGCUCCAUCCUCUCUGCGCUCUGGCAACCUGAGUGUUCUCAAGGAGCGCUGGGAGCAAGCAGGAAACCUAAAUCAAGAUAAAAAGCCCCUGGUACCUCCUCCAAGCGGGUCCAGCAUUCUCCGUAGACAUUCAGCCCUGACCAGGCCUGCUACCAUCCGUGGGGAUCCCCAGCCCAUGAAGAAUCAAGACCUACAUACUGAUCAGGGGGAUCAGCGUGCAGCCAGAAAAGUCCAGCAGCCACUCGCAACCCCAGUUGUUGAAGAGCAGACAAAGAUGGACAGGUAUGAGGUUACAGACAGAAGAAAACCUGAGGCGAAUGAGAAAGAGGUUCCCACCAGCCCAUUCGCCACUAAUGAAAAACCCAGAGCGCCGCUGACCAACCUGAAGAUGAAGUUUGAGAAGCGAGAAGAUGGCAAUGGAAAGGUUGGCAGGUCAGCAAUACGCAGCACUUCUGAGGAAUCAGAACAUCCUAUCAGUCCACGUGGGUUGACCCGAUCUUCGUCUUUGAAGGAGAAGAUGGCCAAGUAUCAGUUUGCUGUUGCUAAACAGGACACCAGCCGCUCUGCUCAGCCCCAAGAGACGCCUGCCCCCAAAACAUCUGCAUCUGUGAAAAUCAAACACACGCCAGCAGCUGAGUGCAAUGGAGAAGGCACAGAACAACCCAAAGCAACCAGGCUGUUUCAACUAUCAGUCAAAGAAACAUGCACUGCCUGUCAGAAAACGGUGUACCCACUGGAGAAACUGGUGGUUUAUGAGCACAUUUACCACAAAAACUGCUUCGCUUGUAUUCACUGCAACACAAAGCUGGGUCUGGGGAACUAUGCUUCUCUGCAUGGUAAGAUCUACUGCAAGCCACAUUUCAAUCAGCUGUUCAAGGCCAAAGGAAACUAUGAUGAAGGUUUUGGCCAUCGCCCUCAUAAAGAGCAGUGGGAACCACGAGAAGAUGGAGAUGAAAGCGAGGAAGCACUGAAGCCAAAAGAGCAUCCAGCGGUGAUGAAACAAGCAGCCGAGAAUGAGUCUGAGAUGCAGGCAGAUCUGAGUGGGGAAACAUCCCCCCAGGUGAAGGUCACAGACCUUGCUGCCCUACUGGAGUCCCGCACAAAGAAACAUGUUGGCUCUGGAGAGAAUCUCCAGUCUGCAGAUAGACCAGCCGAGAUGCGCAAGCUAAAGGUCGCCUGGCCUCCUCCGGCUGGCGAGGAGCACUCUGGAACAACACCGCUGAGUCCAGAUGCAGAGGAGGUCCCUUCAAGCAGAUCCUGGAAAGCUAAGUGGCCCCCAGAGGAUGAUGUGCACUCAUCUUUCCAGAGCACGGAGCGUGCUGAGCUGAAGAACCUGAGGAGGAGCACCUCUCUGAAGGAACGCAGCCGUCCUUUUACACUCGUGGCCAAACCGAAUCCCACAACCGCUGCGGGUCCCAGGGAGCCCCGUCGUCCACCCAAGGCUCUGCUGGAAUGGAGGGCAUCGUUCGAGGAUAAACAGUCAGCUAAAGGAAAAUCCAAAGUAAACGACAAGCAGGAUGAAAAGGAAGAGCAGAAGAUGAAUCAAACACCAAACGUAGGUGUGACCUCAAAGGAGGAAGCUGGGAAAGAGAACCGUUCCUCCCAGGAUGUGGGCUUCUGGGAAGACAACAAAGAGGAGAGUGAUGCUGAGGAUCUCAGCGCUGAGGAUAUAAUCAAGCGGAACCGCUACUACGAUGAAGACGAUGAGGACUCAAUAGUAUAAGAGCAGCUUACAGUUUCACAUGCAGCAAACAAAACAAACUUUUUAACUCAUAGAUUGAUCAAUAAUUGAGCUUUUCCAGAUUUUACACCUACAGAAACUAAAACUAUACUAACUGUCUGAAUUAAAGUGCAAAUAUAUUAUUGCUUCUUUUUUAUGUUUCAAUUAUGAUUGUAAAAAUAUUACAAACAGUUGCUCUUUUGAUUGCUUGCCCUCUGAGAAAUGAAGAAUUGCACUAAAAUCCGUUAUUAUUUCUAUACGUGUCUGAUUUUAGUCAAGCUCCCGGACUUGGAACAAAUCUGCUCAGGGAUGAAAUACCUUCAUAUUAGGUCCUCUCUUCUGCAGGAGUAGCAUUAAUACUGCUUCAUUUCAGUUAUCUGCUUUGGACUGUUAUUCCCCCCCCCAAUGUUUCUGAAUAAUCUUUUAAUUUCAAGUUUAAAUGUUUUAGCUGUCAGGAUGCCAGCUGCUUUAAAUGUGAUUAUAUUCAUUCCUUUACAGAAUCUCUAGCAAAUAUUCACAUAUUGCUUUCAUACAUUUUUUUUCAUUGUUUUCCAUAUUAGAAAAUCUGCAAAUGUUGUAAAUUCAUCUCUUGAAAUGGAAACCAAAUAAGUUGCCAACGUUUCAGUGUAAAAUGGUAAUUUCUAACAUCUCCAAUGGCCUUUCAAGUUUUAAGGAACCUUUACAAAUGUAAUCCAUUUUGUAUGUGAAACAUUUUUAAUGUAUUUUUAUGUUUUGGAAUAUUGGUUUGCACAACAAUUUGUCUUCUCGUGAUUGGAGAUAAUACUCUGGCUGAAACAGAAUAAAAUAUACUACUGAGGGCA